AUGCAGGACGGGCUUAACAAGCUGAUGUCCUUACUUGGCCCUGAAGGCAUUCAACACCUUGUGGCACAAGGCCCCGAGGCAAUCGGUGCGCGUCUAGAGGCGGUUCCGAGUUACGAAAACGCGCAGCUAGAGUACCUGCAGCAGGAGAUGUCUGCAUCGUUUUCGUCUAUGACGCCACCGUCGGUGACGGAUGACUUCCCCCGGCCUAUGCCGCCCAUGAUGAGCGUAAAGGUUUUUGAGGGGAAGGAUGGAGAGGAUCUCCUGCUCUGGGUGAAAGAGGUCGAGACGGCUAUCGCAUCCGCCAUGCUUCAGACCGAGCAACAGCGCGUGGUACUAGCCAUCUUCAAGCUCGGUGGUCGAGCGCGAGAAUGGGCACUGAUGUGCGGCACUUCGGUCGGAGCUAAGUUUCCCUCCUCGGCGGAGCUAAAAUUGCAGCUCUCCCUAGUGUUUUCGCCGCCUAAUUAG
Molecule: messenger RNA, 465 nt
Organism: Plasmopara halstedii
Lineage: Eukaryota; Oomycota; Peronosporomycetes; Peronosporales; Peronosporaceae
Exons: 1
Coding region: 1-465 (154 amino acids)
Source: RefSeq, a predicted model, not a curated record